GCUUUCCCCGCCUACAAAGUGAUAUACUUUGAUGCUCAUUACAACUACAAUCUCAUUUUCGACACAAAGACAGUCCAACAACAAUACAUAAAAAACUUCCUCAUCCUAACAACUAGAACAACUACGACAUAAAAACCGCAAUUAUGCCCGCCAUCCGCCACUCCUCCAAGCGCAAAGCUCCUCCCCAAGGCUACAGUGACAUCGAAGAUUCCCUUCUAGUCUACAGCAACAAAAUGAAGGAUGCCAUUGCGGCUCCACCAUCUACCGGUCCCCGUCACCAAGCCACCUGGGAAAUCACACAGAUAAAUCAUCAGCGGAGUAGAUACGUUUGGGAUAUGUAUUGCGAAGAGAAGAUUAGCAAGGCAUUGUAUGAUUGGUGUGUCAAGAAUGGCCAGUGUGAUGCGACGCUCGUGGCGAAGUGGAAGAAAGAAGGAUAUGAGAAGGUGUGUUAAUUUAUUCCUUAGGAAUGAGAUGGUAGAUGAAUGCUUGAGUGAUUUACUAAUGAGAAUAUGAUAUAGUUAUGUUGUCUUAAGUGCGUUCAAACGAAAGAGACAAACUUCAACUCUACCUGUAUAUGCCGGGUUCCGAAAGCGGAUUUGAAGGAGGACCAGGAGAUUCAGUGCGUUAGUUGCGGAUGCAGAGGCUGUGCUUCGAGCGAUUAGGCCGGGAGCUUCCUUGCACUUAUUCGCCGAUGCUCACUGCAUUUGCGUUUCUGGGAGAAAUGCACAAAGCGAGACCCACUCCGCCUUCAUCCAAAGGGAGUGAUAUGUACUAUUUGCUUGAGUGAUGAUGACCAGAGAACCGACGAUAUUCAAGGAUCAUGGAGAGAUUUGGGAAACAUUCACGCCGGGUGGCGGAGGAGGAGCGCAAUUCGAUGAGUAUUAUAUACUCUGCUACUUUGAUGAUACCAGCAUUUGGGAUUUGACAUUUGGCGUUCAGGAUAUUCAUGGGUAGGACAUAAAGGAAGGAAAUAUUCAGAAUGAAAUAGGUGCAUGGUUGGGGAGUCAAAUGCUAUGGCUGAGGCGGGCAGUAUGAAAGAAAACUAAGAUUUUAUUGAGGCCCCUCGUAAUUAUUAAUUACAUCACGGAGGACAAACACAUGGGUGCUCUAAAGAAUCCUUUGAGCACAGCAUUGUUAUUUUGCGGUCUUUCUAGAUGAGAGAUAGUCGAGGCAUCUUGGCACGAGUCCCAAAAGCUCCAGAUGUUCAGCUGCCGAUGUUUGUUCUAGGGAAAUGGAGAGAGUGUCCGGGCCCACGGCUCGCAUUAUGGAAGAUACACUUUUGAGGGUAAAUCUACAUGCAUAUUUUGCAUUUGCAUAUGAGGGAGAAAUGGUCAGAUAGUACUUAGAUAAUGAGAAGAGAGAAAUCAUAUCCAAACCACCCAGCCA
This is a messenger RNA of Sclerotinia trifoliorum, 1386 nucleotides long. Lineage: Eukaryota; Fungi; Ascomycota; Leotiomycetes; Helotiales; Sclerotiniaceae. The record is from the annotation of a GenBank genome assembly.